UAAUCAUUUCUUACUUUCGCGUUGACCAACCAAAAGGUUUCACCGGCGAUUCUUCAGCUGCAGAAAGAAAUUGCUCGUGCUCCACACCAUUCUCCCGCAGUUCAAGGUCUCAAUUUCGUUUCCUUUUUUUGUUUUCCAUUUCCAUAAGGUCUGGUCCUUUUUAUCUGGGGAUUUGAGGGAAAGAUUGAGGAGUUGUGAGUUUUUUGAGGUCCCAACGAGGAAAGUUGUCAUUUUGUUUCUCUGGGUGAAAGAAUCAAGGUUCUGGAUUUCAGCAGAUAGAUUCAGGAUUUAUCUGUCUUGUUAGUGCUUCUUGGGUUUGAGGCUUGACAAGAAGAUCUAGGGAUUUUGCUUUGUCGGUGGAAGAAUUGAGAUUUUUGAAUUUAACCCUUGAGGUUUUGGAAUUAUUGAUUACUGAAAUUUGGGGUUUUUUUGUUGAAGAAGAAGGAAAAGUAGUUAGGUUUUUGCUGAGGAAAAAGUGGAGUUUCUAGUCUUGAAAAAAUGGAUCCAAAUCAGCCACCUUCGAAUAGGCAAACUGAUCAUUUAGGUGUGAACAAGAUUGGGAAAAACAUCAAGAAAAGCCCCUUGCAUCAGCCUAAUUUUGCUAGUGCUGCUGGAAGGCAGCAGCCUCAGCCCCAAGUCUACAAUAUCAACAAGAACGAUUUUCGCGACAUAGUUCAGCAGCUCACCGGUUCACCAUUACGCGACCAGCCCCCUAGGCCUCCCCAAACCCACCCGAAACCCCCCAAUAACCGGUUACAGAGAGUCCGCCCCCCACCCCUGGCAUCGACCGGUAGGCCUCAGCUCCCCUUUCAUCCUCAGCCCCCAAUGCGAAUGCCUGCACAAGCUCCCAUGCCUUACCCGAAUAACCUAGGGAGACCUCCACCCCCGGCCCAGUUUGAUCAGCGUUCCCCCAACAUGUUGCUACCAUCCCCUCCUCCUGAUGUAUGGGGAAACACUGCUGAGUCUCCCAUUUCUGCCUACAUGAGAUACCUUCAAAACUCGAUCAUUGAUUCAGGUCCCAGACAACCCCAUCCUUACCCACAAGGCCAAAUGCAGCAUCAAGUUCCUGCACAAAAUCAACCACAGCCUCAUGCAUUUCCUAACCCGGCCAUGCCUCCGAGAGGAAAUGGACCUCCCACGAAUCUCCCAUCCCCUCGUUUCAAUGGUCCUCCACCCCUUCUUCCAUCGCCUCGUAUGAAUGGGCCAAUGCCCCCUCUUCCUUCACCAAGGGCAAACGGACCUCCGCCCCUUUUACCCUCCCCAACUUCGCAGUUCCUCUUACCUUCGCCUACAGGCUUCGUAAACUUGUUAUCUCCGAGAUCACCUUAUCCGUUGCUUUCUCCAGGGUUUGACUUUCCCCCGAUCUCACCCAAUUUCUCGUUCUCUGGAAUUUUAGGUCCCGGACCUCAUCCACCUCCCUCCCCUGGUUACGGAUUUCCUUUGUCCCCUUCGGGUUUCUUCCCUGUACCCAGUCCAAGAUGGAGGAACCAAUAACGGUUUAGUCGAGACUCGAGCACAGCUUCUCCUUCAGGGAUCAUGAUGUGGACUGCAAUACAAGACUUAAUCUUGAAAAUGUUUCAAGCCUUUGUACUCUUCCUCUUUACUUUUUUUUUUUUUUUUGGUUUUUAUUUGCUCACACAACUUUGUCUUCUUUGUAUUGCAAACUAUGUAACAGCUACUGUCUAGUCUUUAGAUGAUUGAGUAGAGAUUCCAAAGCCAACUCUAGUGCUUAGAUGAAGCUGCAGUAGGUAAGCAGAUAGUGUUGUAGAAUUUGCAAAGUUAUGUAGGUUGCCUCAUGUACACUUUAUUAUUUUUCAUCUAUAUGUUCAAUUGACAUUUCAAUUUUUCCA
Salvia hispanica is the source of this 1850-nucleotide messenger RNA. RefSeq lists its product as uncharacterized. The record is from RefSeq and is a predicted model, not a curated record. NCBI's taxonomy places the organism in Eukaryota, Viridiplantae, Streptophyta, Magnoliopsida, Lamiales, Lamiaceae.